Messenger RNA from Tachysurus vachellii, 1340 nucleotides. It is a transcript of the gene rab19, whose product is annotated as ras-related protein Rab-19. The coding region runs from base 341 to 1042 and encodes 233 amino acids. The transcript is spliced from 5 exons. Lineage: Eukaryota; Metazoa; Chordata; Actinopteri; Siluriformes; Bagridae. Gene Ontology annotation, molecular function: GTPase activity; GTP binding. The record is from RefSeq and is a predicted model, not a curated record. Gene Ontology annotation, cellular component: trans-Golgi network.
CUCACUUUUAAGUUUUUUUUAUUUUUUCCCAGAGAUUAUUAUUUUAUUGCAAGACUUUAAAUGAAUCAUCAUUUUAUGUUUACUGAAAUGUGUUUGGGUUGAGGAGAGAGAAGAAAACAGAAUGGACGACUUUAGUUAGUCGGGAUCUGCUGUAAUUCUUGUUCUGUGCAGUUGAGAGUAUUGAUUGCAGUCAUGAAAGCUGAGCUCCUGCACUGCGUAUAAGCACAAAAGGCAUUUUGAACGAGAUGAGACAUGCUUCACCGGUGAACAAUGGAAAACAACAGUGUCAAGGUGUGUGCUUCUCUAGUGACCAAGGUUUGCUUAAAAACAAUUCCAGGAGAUGCAGUGGUGCAAAUGGGCUGGCAAAUGGAAAUCUCCCUCACCAGGACAGUCUACAGGAUCGCAGGACGAGGACGCCUAUGAUUUCCUAUUCAAAAUUAUCUUCAUCGGAGACAGCAAUGUGGGAAAGACGUGCAUCAUCCACAGCUUUAAGUCUGGAGAGUUUAGAGGAAAUCAGCAUAACACAAUCGGUGUAGACUUCACUGUGCACACCAUGGAUAUAGAUGGCAAGAGGGUGAAGAUGCAGAUCUGGGACACGGCUGGACAGGAGCGUUUCCGCACCAUCACACAGAAUUACUACCGCAGUGCUCAUGGGGCUAUGAUCACUUAUGACCUGACACGUCGUCCCACCUUUGACUCACUACCUCACUGGAUACAUGCAGUAGAACAGUAUGGAGUUGCCAAUGUAGUCUUUGUACUAAUAGGUAAUAAGUGCGACCUGCAGCCCCAACGACAGGUGUUGUUUGAGGACGCCUGUACUCUGGCUGAACAGAAGGGAGCUCUGGCUGCCUUGGAGACGUCUGCUAAGGAGAACCAUAACGUACAAGAAGCCUUUGAGCUAAUGGCACGAGAGCUGAUAGCACGAACUGGAGGUCUUGUCCCACGGGAAGCUCUGACAGAUUCCCCAAAUCUCCUUCUACAUACUGAGACUCACCCGAUCGAUGACGUGGAGUCUCUAGACAAGAAAUUUUGUGAUUGCUGAAAUAUUAGAUUUUAAAGAAAUGAUGCUUUCAGAGACGUCUUCAGGACUUUUAUAUCGUUCUCUAAACACGAGCAUUAACUGUAUUAGUAAAGGGACUUAUGGUUCAGAGGAGAAAUGAUGACAGAUACUCCAACACAUUGUCCAACACUUACUACAUAAUGUCUCAGACUGUACACACACACACACACACGGGGUAAUAUACGUAUUAUAUGUUUAAUUUAUAUUUAACUUAUAAAUUAACUUAAACAUUUUGUGUUCUUUUCUCGUGUUAAUGAGAAAUAAAGUGAAGAAAUGUUUA